AUGUUCCCCGGACGAAAUGCAGCUGUUCAAGAUAGUGAAGAGGUAACUUCCAACGUAUUGGACAAUGGACCUGUUAUAGAUGCAGUUCCUAUUUCAUUCGCUUAUAUUCCAGAAGGUAGUCCUAGCCGUGGUCGUUGUGAUAUCUGUGGUCGUGGUGGUGGUCGAUGUGAAGAUCAGGGCACAAACACAAGCUCUGAAAAUGAUGAUACGGAUGAUGAUGAUGAUGCAACUGACGCAACUGGUGAACACCAUAAGUGA
Microthlaspi erraticum is the source of this 258-nucleotide messenger RNA. NCBI's taxonomy places the organism in Eukaryota, Viridiplantae, Streptophyta, Magnoliopsida, Brassicales, Brassicaceae. The record is from the annotation of a GenBank genome assembly.